Manihot esculenta (cassava) is the source of this 2337-nucleotide messenger RNA. Its product is annotated as calcium-dependent protein kinase 13. The coding region runs from base 338 to 1921 and encodes 527 amino acids. Gene Ontology annotation, cellular component: nucleus; cytoplasm. The record is from RefSeq and is a predicted model, not a curated record. Gene Ontology annotation, biological process: intracellular signal transduction; peptidyl-serine phosphorylation; protein autophosphorylation. The transcript is spliced from 7 exons. Gene Ontology annotation, molecular function: calcium/calmodulin-dependent protein kinase activity; calcium-dependent protein serine/threonine kinase activity; ATP binding. NCBI's taxonomy places the organism in Eukaryota, Viridiplantae, Streptophyta, Magnoliopsida, Malpighiales, Euphorbiaceae.
CCCACACGCCGUCCCGUUCCGACCUCGAUUAGCCGACAAAACUCACAGAGCCAAAGACAAUGAUAAAAGGAAUUCUCUUUCUUUUUAAAAUUUACAAAAAUUAAUAAAUAUAUUUCUAAAAAAAAUUACUUAUCAAAAGACGAACUCCUCACAAAGAGACACCGUACUCGCCUCACUAAUAUCACAGCAUUCUCUUUCUCCUUUCUCAAUUCUCAAAUCUCUCUCUCUAGAGUUAGGGGUAGGUUCUCAUCUGUAGAAUGUGAAAGUGAAACCCUAGUACGGUUUCUGCGAGAUCUGUGCUAAAUCACAGCAUUUUCUUACUGCAAGCUUUUUCUGAAUGGGGAAUUGCUGCAGAUCUCCGGCAGCCGUCGCCAGAGAAGAUGUGAAAUCCAACUUCUCCGGCCAUGAUCACGCCAAGAAAGAAGCCGGAGCUGCUAAGAAGGCGCCGAUAACUGUACUCACUGAUGUUGCCAAAGAGAAUAUCGAAGAGAAGUACCUUGUCGAUCGUGAAUUAGGCCGUGGCGAGUUUGGAGUUACUUAUCUUUGUAUUGACCGUGAUAGCAGAGAGUUACUUGCCUGUAAGAGUAUCUCCAAGCGGAAACUGAGGACUGCGGUGGAUAUUGAUGAUGUAAGGCGCGAAGUGGCGAUAAUGAAGCACUUGCCUAAGAAUUCUAGCAUUGUAAGCUUGAAGGAGGCCUGCGAGGAUGACAAUGCGGUGCAUUUGGUGAUGGAGUUGUGCGAGGGAGGAGAGUUGUUUGAUCGGAUUGUGGCCAGAGGGCAUUAUACGGAGAGAGCAGCUGCGGCUGUCACACGAACGAUUGUGGAGGUCGUGCAGCUGUGCCACAAGCAUGGAGUAAUCCAUAGGGACUUGAAGCCUGAGAACUUUCUGUUUGCAAAUAAGAAGGAGAACUCGCCUUUGAAGGCCAUUGAUUUUGGCUUGUCGAUAUUUUUCAAGCCAGGUGAGAGGUUCUCUGAAAUUGUUGGAAGUCCAUAUUACAUGGCUCCAGAGGUGCUCAAACGGAACUAUGGGCCGGAAAUUGACAUAUGGAGUGCAGGGGUCAUUCUUUACAUUCUGUUGUGUGGAGUUCCCCCAUUCUGGGCUGAGUCUGAGCAAGGAGUUGCACAGGCCAUUCUUCGAGGGAUUAUAGACUUCAAACGAGAUCCGUGGCCAAACAUUUCUGAGAGUGCCAAGAGUCUAGUCAAGCAGAUGUUGGAGCCAGACCCAAAGCUUCGACUGACUGCAAAGCAAGUGCUAGAGCACCCAUGGCUCCAAAAUGCUAAAAAGGCUCCAAAUGUUCCUCUUGGUGAUGUUGUCAAGUCAAGACUUAAACAAUUCUCAAUGAUGAACAGAUUCAAAAGAAAAGCUCUAAGGGUUAUUGCUGAUUUCUUGUCCAUCGAAGAAGUUGAAGACAUCAAAGAGAUGUUCAGGAAGAUGGACACUGAUAAUGAUGGUAUUGUCUCAAUUGAAGGAUUGAAAGCUGGACUCCGUAAUUUUAACUCCCAGCUCGCAGAGUCUGAAGUUCAAAUGCUUAUUGAAGCAGUAGAUACUAAUGGGAAAGGUACGCUAGAUUAUGGGGAAUUUGUUGCUGUUUCCCUUCAUCUGCAAAGGAUGGCCAAUGAUGAGCAUCUUCGCAAGGCAUUUUCCUACUUUGACAAGGAUGGCAAUGGUUAUAUCGAACCAGAUGAACUCCGGGAUGCCUUGAUGGAAGACGGUGCAGAUGAUUGUUCAAAUGUAGCAAAUGACAUCUUCCAAGAAGUGGACACAGACAAGGAUGGGAAAAUCAGCUACGAUGAAUUUGUUGCUAUGAUGAAAACUGGAACAGAUUGGAGGAAGGCUUCCCGUCAUUAUUCCAGAGGAAGAUUUAACAGUCUAAGUAUGAAAUUGAUGAAGGAUGGUUCACUAAACUUGGGGAAUGAGUGACAUAUAUACACACAAGGUAUCAGUUUAAUUAAAUCCAUGAAAAGGAAGUAUUUCAUCAUUGUUCAUCUUAGAUUCGCUUUCUUCUGUGAUUAUUUGGUGGGGCUAUCUUGAUUAAGCGGGGCCCUUUUCUUGGGAGCUUAGGAAUAUUAUGGAGGCUGAUUACAUCUCUCUCUCCCUCUCUCUCUCUCUCUCUCUCUCUCUCUCUCUCCCACUGGAAAUGUUGACGUGUAAAAAUAGUGCCUUUGUAGCCUUGGUUCAAGAUGUAUGAUUCUGCCCUUUUUUUCCUUCUUUUGAUAAUUUUCCUGUUGACGCGAGACAUGGGAAUGUGAGUUUUGAACUCCAUAGGGCUGUAGUAUAUUCUCGUCAAAGAAAGAGUUAAUGCGAUGAUAUAAUCUGCUGUUUGUGUUUGGGAAUUU